Molecule: messenger RNA, 2061 nt
Organism: Torulaspora globosa
Lineage: Eukaryota; Fungi; Ascomycota; Saccharomycetes; Saccharomycetales; Saccharomycetaceae
Gene: GID12
Product: Gid12p
Exons: 1
Coding region: 1-2061 (686 amino acids)
Source: RefSeq, a predicted model, not a curated record
AUGGCUGGAACGAUCACCUUUACUGUCUCCACUCCCUGCAACGCAAAGGGUAAACCAUCAGGCUACCGGCUGGUCCAGUAUGCCGAUGGUGGGCUCUCUGUGAUUUCACAUUUGAAGGACCAUAAUAUGGCAGACAUUGACAUAAACGUGCAAGCAUUCUGCUAUUUGAAGCCCAGGAGUAGAGCCGUAGUACCAGAUUGCGUUAAUGAUGGGUUGGUGGAUUCGUCAGAUUACAUGGUUUUGGCCAAAUCCAGUGGUUUCAUCGAAAUAAUAAAGGACUUCCAGUUCAAGUCUCAACAAGGCCUCCCUUUGAACCCCUCUUUUGUCCUAAGAUGUUCUCCAGAGGAUAAUGUGGACUUGAGAUGCGAUUCGAUGGUAGCAGGACUUCAGUACAAAGAGGGCUUGCUUUACUGCUGCUUGUGUUCGGGGAAAAUCUACGUAUAUGUGCUGAACCUGCCUCACGAUUAUAUUCAAGCAGAAAACUCCUUCGUUAUAUCCCAGCCGGCUGAGUUAUUUUACUCUGGCUCGACAUGCCCUGAUCUAUCAGGCGGGAGGGAUACACGGUCUUUGGAAGAAGCUACGUUUUAUGUGAAUAUGAAGUACACUGGUAGAUCACGAUUGAAGCAUAUAUGCUACUAUCUGCUUCCCAUGGAACCCAAUCAUUUGAGGGUUUCGCCUGCCAUCUUCCUCUUUGGCCAUUGUUACAAGGACGUUGUUAUCUUCAAGCCUUCUAUCUUCGUUGAGCUGGAUCAAGGUGUAACAACAUUUCGCAUCAAUCCCUUGGACCGCUUUAGCUUUUUUACGGCAUCACCUCGCUCUGCGCUGAUGAUCAGAAAGAUAAUGCUUCCUAUGGCUUACGUCGACUUCUUUAUUGCAUUCACUACAAAGAAGAAAAUCGUCCAGGAGGCCAUACCUGAGGAGAUCAAAUCAUGGAAUAUGAUUGCGCAGGAGAAUGGGUACAACUCGCUGGUGAACUGGAUUCUAGAGGAGCCUAUUCAUGAUCUCAGCAAUCUUGCAACUAUUUUUUGGGAGGACCUUGCCAGAUAUGAUGGCAUAUCGAUUCAGCGGACUAUAACAGUUUGGAUACAAAAGCAAGCACAUGUGAAAGAUGAUAUAUUUAAGCUUUUCCGUCAUGGAUCAAGUCCCUAUGAUAACGAUUUUAGUCGUCGAAAUAGUGCUGAAACACCAGUAAGCAAUGCUCCUAGACGAUUGACAAGACACGGUUUCGAUAGAAAUGUUUUGCGAUCUCAUAUCGACUUACCGCAUGUCAUGGAUUGGGAGCUGGGCUCGUUCGUACGUGAUCUGGGAAGAAACUCAUUUAUGGCGGAUUUUCAAGUGAUACAAUCGAACACCGAUUCAAAUGGUGGUGAACAUGACGACAGGGAAGAAGAAGAUGGAGAAACUAGAACGUCUUUUCUUACCGACAGUUACAAAGAUAUGGACGUAGUUUGCAUUGACAGAUAUUCGACAUUAACUGUAUUUCGGCCUAGACAGCUAGAUUUGGCGGUCAAAAGGGUAGAUUUCCUUCAAUACUGCAUGAGAUAUAGCGGUGAGUCUUCUAUGAGAGGUGAGGAGGCUCUUUUGCAGAGGGUGCUGAGUACUUUCACCUGUCUGAAGAAACUAUUCAUGCUUACGGAAUCACUGUGCAUGGCGCUGGACACAAAUGGGGUGCUUUUAAUAAACCGGCACCAAUUAUCGGAGGCCAACAUUACUGAGCAAGUUACCGGUCAGGCCGUCAAAGUGGCACCUUUUAACAUUGGCCUGAUCAGUGACGCUGUGCUGAUCGUCAACAAACUGGACAAGAAAGGCAAUGGCUCGUUUGAGAUAGCCUAUAACUUAUUAGUUACUUGCAUCCCUGCACAAAUCCUUGCCCUUGAGGGUACUUUUGUUCCAGGAUCCAGAGUUGGUGAGAUAAUUCUUCGAGAUUCACUCAAACUGAAGCGGAAGGAUAGAUUUGUAGAUCGGAUCUGUCUUGUGAGCUAUGAGCCUUCGAGGCGAGAUAGGAAACGCUCCUUUGAUUUAAGUGGUCCAAGCAUUACCAAGCGAACCAAAUGGGAAUAA